This is a messenger RNA of Phytomonas sp. Hart1, 1689 nucleotides long. The record is from the annotation of a GenBank genome assembly. NCBI's taxonomy places the organism in Eukaryota, Euglenozoa, Kinetoplastea, Trypanosomatida, Trypanosomatidae.
AUGGAGGAAAGCGAUGAUCCCGUCGUUCUGCUUCGUCAAAUGCAAAAGAGCUAUAAUGAAAAGGAAGCGCAAAGCGAUGGACAGGUACCACCGGCCUCUCCACGGCGAUACGGUAAGUGUAUAAUUGAAAUGGACCUUAACUCUUCAGCGAUGGAGACGUCAACUCAUCAAGUUCUAAAGACAGUCGAAAAUGAUCCAAAGGAAACACCGGAGUCCGGUGCGGAUUCCUCUUCAGACCAUACCACUUUCGGUAGCGGGCCGCAUCAAAACAACGAGGAGGGAUCGGAAAAAAAAACAGCGGCCACGCGUAAUCUCUUCAUUGAGAGGCUAAAACAAAUGGAAGCUAAAAGACACCUUCCCUCGUUCCCAACAUACGAUGCGGCCACCGAGGCUCGCCGACAAAAAAUCCAGCAGAAGGUUCGAGAGGAACGCAAACGGAUGCUCGUCUUCCGAAAUGUGGGGAUGGAAUUAGACAAACCUAUCCUCUCGCGCGACGUGUUUUUGAUAUUCAAAUACUUCUACUAUGGCGCUGAGUUCGCCAUCGAUAAUGAGUUAGAGCGAAUGUUGCGUUAUUUCAAUGAGAACGCCUUAAAUGAGCUAAAGAUUAUCGAGGACAGUAAACUUAUGCGCGGCCCGUCGACGCUAUCGCGGCCACAAAAAAAAGGACUCACACCUCUAUCCUCAGUCUUUUCAAAACCAAACAACUGCGUGAGUGAGGAAAAUGCCGCAUGGGCAUUCGAUCCGAAGUCUGCCCAACCUCAUGUAAUCAACUAUGCAAAGAUUGAUAACGGUCCUGGUGCUUACCCCGCUAAGGCGAGUAAUGCAGAGUUACUUCCGUCGCAGCCGAUCUUUCCGAGGGUCUUGUGCGCGAACAUGAACCAGUUCUGCCAGAACUUUGACGCCGAGGUCUGCCAAGUGCUGCUCAACACCCUCCGGCCGAGCCUCUCGCAAUCCUUAUUUAGUGGAUUCUUUCCGAUUACCGACGCCGCCACCACGGCGCGCGACGUGCCGAAGAGUUUUUCAGAAAAAGACUCGUCGUUGUUCACCGCGCUCUCCGCGAAGUCCUUCCGCCGGCCCGCGCUCGUGAUUUAUUCACAGCUCGGGCAGAAGUUCGGCUCGAUUGCCGACCUGAUGUGGAGGCGCCUGGCCUACCACACGAUUUGCCCAGCCCUUCUGGCGUACAUCCCGAAGAUCGAGGAGCCAAACACGAACACCGCGAAGGGUUCUCCCGAAUGGAAAUCUUCUCCUCCUCAUUCCACAACAACAACACACCGUAGGAUGUCCAUCGACGUUGUAUCCCUGCGUAGCAUGGACUUAUACACAUAUAAGUGGGUGCACAGUCUCUACGUACGGAGCUUUGCACGAUCUCUGUCGUUGAAUAAACAAACAAACGAAAGGACUAAGGAAACGAAAGGCCUGGACACGAAAAGAGAUCAUCACAAAGAAGCAACAAUAAUAAACAAUGCACUGCUGGCAUCCACAACCUUUGUGGGGAGUAAGAUACUGGAGCCGUUUAAUUCGUCCUUGGGUUUGCGCAAUUAUCUAUGCCCUUAUGCAAUGCUGGUAGACCAUGAAGGGGUUGUGCGAUGGAUAGGUGGAGGCUGUCCAGACGCCUAUGAGGCUACUCACUUUCCUGGCUUAUUAAAACAGCUUGAAAAUGAAUAUUUCAAGAAGAAUAGUUUCAGCUAG